Messenger RNA from Centruroides sculpturatus (bark scorpion), 2278 nucleotides. RefSeq names its product arylsulfatase B-like. The record is from RefSeq and is a predicted model, not a curated record. Lineage: Eukaryota; Metazoa; Arthropoda; Arachnida; Scorpiones; Buthidae. The coding region runs from base 98 to 2278 and encodes 726 amino acids. The transcript is spliced from 11 exons.
GCGGAAAACAGUUUUGCAUACCUUAUCAAUCGAACGUUUAUACUUGCAUUCAUUCGAAGUUAAACCAUUAAAUCUUUGGCUGCCAAUUGUAUUCGAAAUGAAGUGGAGGGUCUGCAUAAUUCUAUUUAUUCAUCUCUCCUGUAUCCAAGGAAAACCGCCUCACAUUAUCUUUUAUUUAGUCGAUGACCUUGGAUGGAACGACGUAAGUUAUCACGGAUCUUUACAAAUACCGACUCCGAAUAUUGACGUUUUGGCUGCUAAUUCAAUACUCUUAGAUAAUUAUUACGUUCAACCCCUGUGCACCCCAUCAAGAGCUGCGUUACUUACUGGAAAACAUCCAAUACAUUUAGGUCUGCAGCAUCUUGUUAUUCGCACUGCUGAGCCAAGUGGAUUACCAUUGGAUGUGAAAACUUUACCUCAAUAUUUGAAAAAAUUUGAUUAUCGAAGUCACGGCGUUGGAAAGUGGCAUUUAGGGUUUUACAAAAAAGAAUAUUUUCCAACAAGAAGAGGAUUCGAUUCUUUCUUUGGAUUUUGGCCAGCACUGAUAGAUUAUUACGACUAUACUACAGAUGAAACUUAUGAAAAUUCUACUUUAAAGUAUUUCUGCGGACAUUCCUUAAGAGAUAACGAAAGAGUCGCUAGAGAAUAUAAAGGAAUUUAUGCCACUCAUUUAUUCACAGAUCGAGCAAUCGAUAUUAUUAAAAAUCACGAAAAACAAAAGCCAUUAUUUCUAUAUCUAGCGCCGAAUGCUGUGCACACUGGAAACUCAUAUAAUCUAUUUCAAGCACCUCAAAAUGAAGUCUUCAAAUUUCUAUGUAUAAAGAACCAAGAAAGAAGAAAUUUUGCAGCAAUGGUUUCAGAAUUAGAUAAAUCAGUUGGACGAGUUUUUAAGGCCUUGCAAGAUAAUUCUAUGUUAGAUAAUACAAUUUUUGUGAUUUCUACGGAUAAUGGUGGAGAAGCUGCUGGUUUCAGAGGUGGAGUUGGUUCGAAUUGGCCUUUAAGAGGAAAUAAAGUAACUUUAUGGGAAGGAGGAGUGAGAGGAGUUGGACUUGUAUGGAGUAAACUGUUUAAGCAACAACCGAGGAUCGAAAGGAACUUAAUUCACAUCACGGAUUGGUUACCGACAUUUUAUCAUGCUGCAGGUGGUAAUGUUAGAGAUUUGACGGAUAUCUAUGGAAUAAAUCAAUGGGAGGUUUUAGUUCACGGCAAACCUACAUCUAGAGAAGAAAUUCUUCAUAAUAUAGAUCCAAUCGACGGUGCUUCAGCUCUUCGAUUCCGAAAUUACAAACUGGUAAAUGGAUCGAAUUUUAAUGGAGAAUACAAUGCGUGGUACGGACCUUCCGGUAGAGACGAUGAUUAUUUUUCUUCCUGCUACAAAAAGUUACUUCGCUCCUCGUAUUCUUGGAAAGUUCUUGAAGAGGAAGGAUUACUGUACAAUACUGACAAAUUUUUCACCAGAUUGCCAGAUAACUGUUAUUCUGACUCGAAAAGGAAUAAUAGUAAUUGUGAUCCUAAUUCAGCCCCAUGCUUAUUUGAUAUAAUACAAGAUCCUUGCGAACUAGAAAAUAUUGCAAAUGAGCAACCAAAGGUGCUGGAAUACAUGCUGAAGCGUUUGGAAAAAUGGAAAUCGAGCCAAAUUCCUACAAUUAAUCAAAAUAUCGAUCCGUUUGCUGAUCCUGCACUUCAUCGCUUUACUUGGGUAAAUUGGGCAGAUAAUAUCAGUUACAGUGAUUGUACCACUCAGAGAUAUGACCUGGAGGUGGAAAAGAUGAUGAAAGAAGAGAGGUACAGCUGGCAGAGACAACUACAGCAGAACCAAAAUAACGGAUUAUUCCGCCUGGUUAUACUUCUGUACAGUGCUUUAGCCACGUUGGGAACCACGGGGUUAGAUCACGGUUCUUCCAACGGGACAGUGGGCCCCAGGGUCGCCGAUAAAACGAAAAUCCAAAAGGGGGUCCGUAGGGCGGCUCAAGAACGGGAUAUGCCCUGGAGAGCGGCCCUGCUACCAAAGGGGACUGCAGGGCGGAACCGGAAUCCGUAUCUUAAUCCGGAUGUAAUCGACGAACUGCGGGUUCAGCGCAGGGCGCCAGAUCCACCCAACGAGCAGGCAGUUGUCCCGGGAAACCCUCCCCCGCUGAGCAAAGUGGCUCGGAUCCCGCUAAGUACCACCGUCGGUCAUGUGAGGAUGACGCCCUCGGGGAGACACCACCGUGAGGAUUGUCCCCCUUUAAAGGACGCGGUGUACCCGAAACUAAACUCGCACGGAGGUUGCCCUUAA